UCCGCAGUGUUAUGCAGAAAUACCUUGAGGAAAGGGGUGAAUUAACCUUUGACAAGAUCUUUCAUCAGAGAAUUGGAUUUUUGCUUUUCAAAGACUAUUGCAUGAACGAGAUUGAUGAAGCUGUCCCUCAACUGAAGUUUUAUGAAGAGAUAAAAGAAUACGAGAAACUGGAUUCCGAGGAUGAGCGUCUGACCCGCAGUCGGCAGAUUUACGACACGUACAUCAUGAAGGAGCUCCUGUCCUGUUCACACCCUUUCUCAAAACAAGCUGUAGAUCACGUACAAAUGCAUUUAGCCAAGAAACAAGUGCCAGCCAGCCUUUUCCAGCCAUAUAUAGAAGAAAUCUGUGAUAGUCUCCGAGGAAAAAUAUUUCAAAAAUUUAUGGAAAGCGACAAGUUCACUAGAUUUUGUCAAUGGAAAAACGUAGAACUAAAUAUUCAUCUGACUAUGAAUGAUUUUAGUGUACAUAGAAUAAUAGGAAGAGGGGGAUUCGGUGAAGUGUACGGUUGCAGAAAAGCAGACACUGGAAAAAUGUAUGCAAUGAAAUGUUUAGAUAAGAAGAGAAUCAAGAUGAAGCAAGGAGAAACAUUAGCCUUAAAUGAAAGAAUUAUGCUGUCUCUUGUCAGUACAGGAGACUGUCCUUUUAUAGUGUGUAUGACCUAUGCCUUCCACACCCCUGACAAACUCUGUUUCAUUCUGGACCUGAUGAAUGGAGGAGAUUUGCACUACCACCUCUCCCAGCAUGGAGUGUUUUCUGAAAAAGAAAUGAGGUUUUAUGCUACUGAGAUCAUCCUGGGUUUAGAACACAUGCACAAUCGCUUUGUUGUGUACAGAGACCUAAAGCCUGCAAACAUCUUGUUGGAUGAACACGGGCAUGUGAGGAUAUCAGACCUUGGGCUGGCUUGUGAUUUUUCCAAAAAGAAGCCACAUGCUAGCGUAGGUACCCACGGCUACAUGGCUCCCGAGGUGCUCCAGAAGGGAACAGCCUACGACAGCAGUGCAGACUGGUUCUCCUUAGGCUGCAUGCUUUUCAAACUGCUACGAGGUCACAGUCCUUUCAGACAGCACAAAACCAAAGAUAAGCAUGAGAUCGACCGGAUGACGCUCACCGUGAAUGUGGAGCUACCAGAUUCGUUUUCUCCUGAGCUGAAGUCCCUCUUGGAAGGGCUCCUGCAGCGGGAUGUUAGCAAGAGGCUCGGAUGCCAAGGAAGAAGUGCACAAGAAGUAAAAGAACAUCCUUUCUUCAAAGGCAUUGAUUGGCAGCAGGUCUAUUUACAAAAGUAUCCUCCACCGUUGAUUCCUCCUCGGGGAGAAGUAAAUGCAGCAGAUGCUUUUGAUAUUGGGUCGUUUGACGAAGAGGACACUAAAGGCAUUAAGUUGCUUGAUAGUGACCAGGAGUUAUAUAAGAACUUCCCUCUGGUAAUAUCGGAGCGUUGGCAGCAAGAAGUAGCAGAAACUGUUUAUGAUGCAGUAAAUGCAGACACAGAUAAAAUUGAGGCCAGAAAAAGGGCUAAAAAUAAGCAGCUUGGCCACGAGGAAGAUUACGCGCUGGGGAAGGAUUGCAUCAUGCACGGCUACAUGCUGAAAUUGGGGAACCCCUUCCUGACCCAGUGGCAACGUCGUUACUUUUACCUCUUCCCAAACCGACUCGAGUGGCGAGGAGAAGGCGAGUCCCGGGACCUCUGGACUAUUUAUACAAAAAAACGUAAACUGCAAAACCUACUGACAAUGGAACAAAUAGUAUCUGUUGAAGAAACACAAAUUAAAGAUAAGAAAUGCAUCUUGCUGAGAAUUAAAGGAGGAAAACAGUUUGUCCUACAGUGUGAGAGUGACCCAGAAUUUGUUCAGUGGAAAAAAGAGCUGACGGAAGCUUUUACUGAGGCACAGAGGUUGCUGCGUCGGGCCCCAAAGUUUCUCAAUAAAUCUCGCUCCACGGUUGUAGAGCUUUCAAAACCCCCGCUCAGCCACAGGAAUAGCAACGGCCUGUAGGAGCAAGAGGAAACAAAGUUCACUUAGGGAAAGCGACUUGGUGAACGUGCUGAGUUUCACAGAAUCCUUACGAAUUACUUUGUGCCAUCCUGGACGCGGGAUGUGCUUAGAAGAGGAAGAAUUAGAUGUUUACAGCGUGGGAUAACGUCAGAACUCUGUCUCUGGAGGUUGCGAAGACUCGAACACUGGCAAGUGAAUUCAUGCUCCCAGCAGUGGUGGAAAUGACCAAGCGGAGAGGCUGCAGAUUGCUCCCACGCAUCCCACCCACCCACCCACCCCGGCGGCGUCUCGAUCG
Molecule: messenger RNA, 2283 nt
Organism: Athene cunicularia (burrowing owl)
Lineage: Eukaryota; Metazoa; Chordata; Aves; Strigiformes; Strigidae
Gene: GRK3
Product: G protein-coupled receptor kinase 3
Exons: 21
Coding region: 12-1988 (658 amino acids)
Biological process (GO): regulation of signal transduction; G protein-coupled receptor signaling pathway; protein phosphorylation
Molecular function (GO): G protein-coupled receptor kinase activity; ATP binding; G protein-coupled receptor binding
Source: RefSeq, a predicted model, not a curated record